Messenger RNA from Cricetulus griseus (Chinese hamster), 1202 nucleotides. Lineage: Eukaryota; Metazoa; Chordata; Mammalia; Rodentia; Cricetidae. The record is from RefSeq and is a predicted model, not a curated record.
AGCCCGGUAGGCUGGGUGGCAUUCUGCAGCAUUACGCUGAGACAGCUGACUGUGCUACCCCGGUGAGCUGGGAGGUCCUUCUAAGUGAUUGGUUUUCCUAGUCCUGCGCCAAGCGACCGGCGGAGACAUGAAUUACUCACGGUUCCUCACUGCAACCAGCAUUGCCAGAAAGCCUUCCCCCAUCAGAGCCACAGCUGACAUAAUGUCCAAAGCACCAAAAUCCCUCAUAUCUCUGGCUCCUGGAAGUCCAAACCCAACCAUGUUCCCCUUUAAGACGGCUACUUUCACUGUGGAAAAUGGAAACACCAUCCAAUUUAAAGAAGAUAUGAUCAAAAGAGCCCUUCAGUAUUCUCCAAGCUACGGAAUUCCAGAACUUCUAUCAUGGCUAAAACAGUUGCAAAUAAAGUUGCACAACCCCCCCACUGUCCACUACCCACCCACUCAAGGACAAAUGGAUAUCUGCAUCACCUCUGGCUGCCAGGAUGGUCUCUGUAAGGUGUUUGAAAUGCUCAUUAGUCCUGGAGACAUUAUCCUCAUAAACGAACCUUUGUAUACUGGAGUUCUUUAUGCUAUAAAACCAUUGGGUAGCAACAUUAUUAAUGUCCCCAGUGAUGAGCAUGGGAUUAUUCCAGAGGGUCUCAAAAAAAUACUUUCCCAGUGGAAACCAGAAGAUUCCAGGGAUCCCACGAAAAAGACUCCAAAAUUGCUUUAUACUAUCCCAAAUGGUAACAAUCCUACAGGCUACUCACUGACAGGUGACCGCAAGAAGGAAAUCUAUGAGCUUGCAAGAAAAUAUGAUUUCCUCAUAAUAGAAGAUGAUCCUUACUAUUUUCUCCAGUUCGAUAAGCCCUGGGUACCAACAUUUCUCUCCAUGGAUGUUGAUGGCCGUGUGAUCAGAGCUGACACCUUCUCAAAGAUCCUGUCCUCUGGGUUGAGAGUAGGGUUUAUGACGGGCCCCAAGUCCUUGAUAGAGAGGAUUGUUUUACACACACAAGUCUCAUCAAUGCAUUCCUGCACUCUCUCACAGCUCAUGAUAUCACAGCUUCUAUACCAAUGGGGAGAAGACGGCUUCCUGGCUCACAUAGACAGGUUGGCUGCUAAAAUAUUUGUGAGCAAAAUAGGAGCCCAGAACACAAAAGUUAUUGAUUUCUACAGGGACCAGAAGAAUGCGGUAUUGGAGGCAGCAGACAAAUGGUUAAGUG